CUCUUUCCUCAAUCUCUCUCUCUCUCUCUCUCUCUCUCUCCGUCUGAAAUAGAGAUGAGGCCAGUCAUCACCAGCACAACAACCUUCAAUACAACCGCCGCACACGUACCGCACUCCCCAUGGCACUCCCCAGUACCAUACCUCUUCGGUGGUCUCGCAGCCAUGCUCGGCCUCAUCGCCUUCGCUCUCGUCAUUCUCGCCUGUUCUUACUGGAAGCUCACCGGCUUCUUAGGCAGCAGAGAAUCCGACCCUCAAAAUCCACAUCAGAACCAACAAACCGACGACUCUCUCAAACCAAAAACCCCCCAACAGAUGGAAAUGAAAGUAGUCGUGAUCAUGGCCGGAGAUCACAGGCCCACCUACCUAGCCACACCCAUUUCCAAGAUGUCCACUUACCUUGUAGAUGAUGGAGAUCGUGAAAACAAAGACACCCAGAAGCAAGAUGCUGGAAAUCAAGACUCCCAUGAUGAGGAAACUGGAGAUGGUGGGGCCCACUGAUCCAACCAAUGAGAUUGUCUGUUUUGUUUUGUGGUUUUCUCAUUUGGGUUUUGUCUGUGAAAGCUCAUAUUUCAGGUUUUGUUUGUGUUUGAUGAUAUGGGCUUGUAUCACAUCAGAUGAGCUUUUUGUUUGUGUGUUUGGCCGGGAAUUGUAAAUCUUCCGAGAUGAAUACAAAAGAGCUUUUUUUGUUCUAA
Messenger RNA from Magnolia sinica, 692 nucleotides. RefSeq names its product protein GLUTAMINE DUMPER 3-like. The transcript has a single exon. Bases 55 to 498 code for a protein of 147 amino acids. The record is from RefSeq and is a predicted model, not a curated record. Gene Ontology annotation, biological process: regulation of amino acid export. Lineage: Eukaryota; Viridiplantae; Streptophyta; Magnoliopsida; Magnoliales; Magnoliaceae.